UUUAGGGAUAAAAUGUUCAAAAUCCUAAACUUUGAAGGGGCAAUAUGUACAUCAUCCUCUUGAUCAAAUACAAAACAGUGCACCUCUUUGCGAUUUCUCUUCAGAGUUGAUAAGGCGGCACUGAAAAUGGCAUCUACUCCAAGCUCUACCCUAUCUCCUCUUUAUGAAAAAUCCAACUUCUUUUGCAAAUUCACUUUCCCCCUCAAACUUUACUCCAAAUCCAAAUUCACCCCCCAAGUUUCACUUCAAGAACAACCCCAAAUAAAAAACGUUUCUUCUACAAAAAGCAAGCUUUGGGUCAACCCCAAAAGCCCAAGAGCUUCAGAACUGAAACGAAAAUCUUAUGAUUUCAGGUAUGCUUCAUUAGUGAAAGUAGCUGAGAAUUUAGAUUCUUGUAACCCUGUAAAAGAUGAUGUUUUUACUGUUUUAUCUGGUUUGAUGAGUGACAAAGUAAUAGUAGUAGAACAAGAUGCUGUUGUUACUUUGAAUAACAUGUCUAAUGCUGAAACUGCAUUGUUGGCUUUGAAAUACUUUCAAGAAAAGUUGAAAUUGAGUAAAGAAGUGAUUAUUUAUAAUGUGACUUUGAAAGUUUUGAGGAAAAAUAAGGAUUUGGAGAGAGCAGAGAAGGUGUUUGAUGAAAUGCUUGAGAGAGGGGUGAAACCUGAUAAUGUUACGUUUUCGACGAUUAUUAGUUGUGCUAGGCAAUGUAAUUUGCCUGAGAAAGCGAUAGAAUGGUUUGAGAAAUUGCCGUCUUUUGGAUGUGAACCCGAUGAUGUUACGUAUUCGGUGAUGAUUGAUGCUUAUGGUAAGGCUGGUAAUGUAGAUAUGGCGUUGAGUUUGUAUGAUCGUGCGAGAACGGAGAAGUGGCGUAUAGACGCUGUGACGUUCGCGACGCUGAUUAGGAUUUAUGGUUCGGCGGGGAAUUUUGAUGGGUGUUUGAAUGUGUAUGAGGAAAUGAAAGCGCUUGGCGUAAGGCCUAAUAUGACUGUGUAUAACAGUUUGUUGGAUGCUAUGGGAAGAGCUAAGAGACCGUGGCAGGCAAAGAACAUUUAUGCGGAAAUGAUAAGCAAUGGGUUUGAACCAAGUUGGGGUACUUAUGCUUCACUCAUUCGGGCCUAUGGUAGGGCUCGUUAUAGUGAAGAUGCUCUUAAAAUCUAUAAAGAAAUGAAGGAGAAGGGAUUGGAGCUGAGUGUCGUACUGUAUAAUACUCUUUUGGCAAUGUGUGCUGAUGUGGGACUUACAGAUGAGGCUGUUAAAAUUUUCGAGGAGUUGAAAGGCUCGGGGACUUGCCAACCUGACAGCUGGACGUACUCUUCUCUAAUCACUAUAUACUCUUUUAGUGGGAAGGUCUCGGAGGCGGAGGCCACAUUGGACGAGAUGAUGGAAGCAGGGUUUGAUCCAAAUAUCUUUGUACUGACCUCACUCAUUCAGUGUUAUGGAAAAGCAGGUCGGACAGAUGAUGUCGUAAGAACAUUCGACAGACUGUCAGAUUUGAGAUUAUCUGCCGAUGAGCGGUUUACUGGUUGUCUUCUUAAUGUGUUGACACAAACAGCAAAGGAAGACCUUCAUAAGCUGACUAUCUGCCUUGAUAGGGCAAAUCCGAAGCUUGGGCAUGUGGUGAAACUCCUGGUGGAUGAAGAGGUUGUCGAAGAAGAAGGGGAUUUUAAGAAACAUGCUGCUGAACUUUUGGAUUGUGUAACUAUUGAUGUCCGGAAAGCUUACUGCAACUGUUUGAUUGACAUCUGCGUCAACCUUAAUAAGUUGGGGAGAGCUUGUGAGUUGUUAGAUAUUGGGCUAACUCUCAACAUCUAUACUGAUAUUAUGUCUCGGACUGCAACUCAAUGGUCUUUACAUUUGAAGAGCCUCUCACUUGGGGCAGCUUUGACAGCAUUGCACAUCUGGAUGGGUGACUUGAACAAAGCACUUGAAAAUGGGGAGGAGUUCCCGUCACUGCUUGGAAUCAACACAGGACAUGGAAAACAUAAAUAUUCUGAGAAAGGUCUAGCAGGCGUAUUUGAGUCACACCUUAAGGAAUUGAACGCUCCAUUCCACGAGGCACCUGAUAAGGCUGGGUGGUUUUUGACUACAAAGGUUGCAGCUACAUCAUGGUUGGAGUCUAGACGUGCUCAAGAGGUGGUUGCUGUUUAGCAGUGGCUGAGGGUUCUUUGCUCUCUGGCCUUGAUGAUUCUUGUGCUACAGAGAUUUUGUACUCUUAGAUCUGAAAGGUACCUUUCGUAGAUUAUUCAUUCUUUAGGAUACCUCUUCUUUCUAUGUUGGGAGUUUUGAAUUGAGUCCAGUAGCUAUCCAAGUAUAUCUCUUGCAAUCAGCAAUAGAAAAAGAAUUUGAGGAAAAAAUGAAUGUGAUAUCAUAUUAAUAUU
Lycium ferocissimum is the source of this 2378-nucleotide messenger RNA. RefSeq names its product pentatricopeptide repeat-containing protein At4g16390, chloroplastic. Bases 127 to 2148 code for a protein of 673 amino acids. NCBI's taxonomy places the organism in Eukaryota, Viridiplantae, Streptophyta, Magnoliopsida, Solanales, Solanaceae. The transcript has a single exon. The record is from RefSeq and is a predicted model, not a curated record. Gene Ontology annotation, cellular component: chloroplast. Gene Ontology annotation, molecular function: protein binding.